This is a messenger RNA of Eublepharis macularius, 1285 nucleotides long. It is a transcript of the gene RCCD1, whose product is annotated as RCC1 domain containing 1. Lineage: Eukaryota; Metazoa; Chordata; Lepidosauria; Squamata; Eublepharidae. Bases 40 to 1176 code for a protein of 378 amino acids. The transcript is spliced from 7 exons. The record is from RefSeq and is a predicted model, not a curated record.
AGGCCUGUCCCCGCCCCGCUGCGGCCGCUUCUGCCGGCCAUGGCCCGCGAGGGCGGCUGGUUCCAGCUGGGCUUCCGCCUGGAGGAGGGCGCGGGGCUGGAGCCCGCCCGGCUGGGCGCCUCGGGGGCGAUCCGCGCGGUGCGGCCCAGCUGGAGCUUCUUCGGGCUGGUGGCGGCCGGGGCCCCGCCGGUGCUGCAGGGCGCGUUGCGCGCCGCGCUGCCCUCCGACUGCCGCGACCUGCUGCCCUCCGAGACGCACGUGCUGCUGCUGCGGGAGGCCGCGCUGGAGGCCCGGCGGGUGGAGGCCGGCCCGGCCCUGGACGGCGCGCCGGCUUGGCGGAGGGAGCUCCGGCCGGAGGAGGCGGCGGCCGCAGGUGAGCGAGCGGCCCCGGACGGGGGGACUGGCCGGGGGCCGGAGCCGCGCUGCCUUGGCUCUCUUCUCCCCGCAGAGCUGCCCUUGGUGCCGGGCGGUUACGUGGUGCCGCGGCCGGACUUCUUCAGGCCCCUGGCGCCGUCCCUGCGGGCCCGCAAGCUGGCGCUGGGCCACGAGCACGUCCUGCUGCUCUGCGCCGGGGGCGCGCUCUUCGCCUGGGGCGGCGGCAGGCACGGACAGCUGGGCCACGGGGAGCUGGAAGGCGUGUCGGAGCCGCAGCUGGUGGAGGCCUUGCAUGGCGUGCCCAUGGGAGAGGUGGCGGCCGGCGGGUGGCAUUCCGCCAGUGUCAGUGAUACAGGCGAUUUAUAUAUGUGGGGCUGGAAUGAAUGGGGGCAGCUUGCACUGCCUUCCAAGACGAUGGCGGAAAGUCACGGGGCCACUGCAGUGAAUGCCGAGAGCAGCACGCCGGCCUCCGGAUCUUCAGCACAGCAGGAGAGUCCCAAAGCUGCGUUCAUUUCAAUCCAGGCCUUUCCAGCGCUGCUCGAUAUGCCUCAAGGGGCAGACGUCAGCAAGGUCAGCUGCGGAUCACGCCACACGGCUGCUGUGACACAAACUGGGGAUCUCUACACGUGGGGCUGGGGUAAAUAUGGGCAACUGGGACACGGGGACACGGCUAGUUCUGACCAACCAAAGAAAGUUUGCUGCUUUGGAGACUGGGGCCUUGUAGUGGUGGAUGUGGUAUGUGGGCCGUGGACCACCUUCACCCAUGCUUUGCCCGGUAAGGUCGGCAAGACUUGUUCCUGACAGCCUCCUGAUUAAGGAUGCCUGGAGGAGGCCCUAAGCAUUGCCAGAAAGAACAUUUUUAAAAACACAGACUAUACCCAAGUAGAAACAUUCACACUGUAUUUCAUGC